Molecule: messenger RNA, 2027 nt
Organism: Trematosphaeria pertusa
Lineage: Eukaryota; Fungi; Ascomycota; Dothideomycetes; Pleosporales; Trematosphaeriaceae
Exons: 5
Coding region: 197-1858 (553 amino acids)
Biological process (GO): ergosterol biosynthetic process
Cellular component (GO): endoplasmic reticulum membrane
Molecular function (GO): Delta24(24-1) sterol reductase activity
Source: RefSeq, a predicted model, not a curated record
UUUUCCCGGGCCGAUGUCAACAAACAGAUCUCCCUUCUGCGUUUCCUGCCAUUGAAGGCUGACAGCUGUCGCAAUCGCUCUCAUGGUCGAACUGUGACGUCUGCUAAUCGCUCUUUUUGAUUCCCCCAUACACACUCGUUCUCCCGCGCCGCUCUGAUCUGGAAGCGCACCGCUUGGAGCGCGUCGCGCCACAACCAUGUCUGAACGAAUGACGCGCUCCAAGACUGGGAAGACGCCCAGCAAGCCGUAUAACCCCGGAUUCGUCGAGACUCCCGGUCGCAGAAGGCACACGCGCAAGUCCUUCGCACCUGACCUAGACGGAGCAGCGGACGACUCGACCCCCGAACCUGAGAGUUUCUCUGCGCCGGCCGCCGUGGACAUAAAGCCUGAAAACGGCUCCGCCAAGCUCAACGGAAACGGAAACGGAAACCUCAAUGGACAUGUGAAUGGACAUACGAAUGGACACGCCAAUGGACACACCAGUAGGGAGGCUAGGAAGGCCAUUCAGGAGACUGAAAACUUCGGACCCUACGAUACUUCUGGCGAGAGAGAAUUUGGUGGGUCGCUGGGAAUGGGCGCCAUGAUGCUCGGUUUCCCAGCGCUCAUGUACUACAUGUGGAUCGGGGCAUUCUUCUACGAUGGCAAGCUGCCACUGCCGGCAGAUGGCCAAAGCCGAUCACAGUUCUUUCAGCAACUUUGGUUUUUGGUCAAAACUGAAGCAUAUCCGAACGCGCGAGCGUGGAAGAUCUACUGGGUCUUCGGAUUUGUGCAGAUGGCUUUCUACCUGCUUCUUCCUGGAGUCUACCGCAAGGGCAAGCCGCUUCCUCAUUUGGGUGGAAAGCAGCUAGACUAUUACUGCUCGGGUAUGUGGUCUUUCUACACUAGCAUUGUCCUCGCGCUGGUCCUCCACUUCACUGGGCUUUUCAAGCUCUACACGCUGAUCGACGAGUUCGGGCACAUCAUGAGUGUCGCCAUAAUAUCCGGUUUUCUCUGCUCGCUUAUUGCGUACUCCCAGGCCAUUGUCCGCGGAGUGACUAUCCGAAUGACUGGCUGGCCAAUCUACGACUUCUUCCUCGGAGCAGAGCUGAAUCCCAGGCUCUUCGGCAUUUUAGACUUCAAGAUGUUCCUUGAGGUCCGCAUUCCAUGGUUCAUCCUUCUGUUCCUUUCUUUGGGGACAUGCCUGAAGCAAUAUGAAAAUUACGGAUAUGUGUCUGGAGAGGCACUCUUCCUCCUACUCGCGCAUUACCUUUAUGCUGGAGCGUGCGGCAAGGGAGAGCAUUUAAUAAUCACUACCUGGGACAUGUACUAUGAGAAGCUCGGGUUCAUGCUCAUUUUCUGGAAUAUGGCCGGUGUUCCUCUCUCGUACUGCCACUGCAUUCUGUAUAUCGCCACACACCAUCCGUCCGAAUACCAGCUGCCUACCUGGUUCACUGUACUUCUGAUUUUCGCCUACCUUGGUGUAUACUACGUCUGGGAUACGACCAAUAGCCAGAAGAACCAAUUCAGACAGGAGGAACGUGGAGUGGUGGAUGAGAGGACUACCUUUCCAUACUUCAAGUACGGAAGGAUCGCCAACCCGAAGACCAUCCAAACAAGGCAGGGCAACAAGAUCCUGUGCGACGGCUGGUACGGCAAGGCUCGCAAGAUCCAUUACACUUGCGACCUCUUCUUCGCGGUCUCGUGGGGUCUCAUUACAGGCUUCAAGUCUCCCUUUCCCUGGUUUUACUCUGUGUUCUUCGCUGGUAUGAUUAUCCACCGUGCUCGACGGGACAUUGAACGUUGCCGGAAGGUCUACGGCGAGGCCUGGGCAGAGUACGAGAGGAGGGUACCUUAUCUCUUCAUUCCGUAUGUCUACUAAUGAUCUUACCAUGCUAUUCGUAGGGCGAAACGCCCUCUUCCUCUUAAAAUCAGUUCGACGUUUCGUCCUCAUCGACACUGUGUAUAUUAUGCAUAUACGUUGCUCUCAGAAGAUACUGGCCUUGCCUCACUAGCGCGGGCAAUUAAUUGAUAAUGAUACUGUUCCAUAC